AUGCGUCAUCGCGAUCUUGUUAUACAAUUAGUUAUGGUAUACCAAGCCACUCAAGGUUACACUCAAGAUGUAGUUCCCAGCGCUCAACUUGGAUUGUUACCAACCCCGCAGAACCCUUCACAUCUACGAAGUCCCCAACACCAUACAAACCACCAGCACCUUCAAAAUCCUCCACAAUUUCAACCCCCGCAACAUAUACAAAGUUCUCAACACCUUCAAAACGCUCCACAAUUUCAAACUCCCCAACACUCCCGUUUUGAUCCCAGAUUUGAUCAUUAUGACCACCACCACCAAAGACCCCGGACUCCUUUCAACGAACGUCCUCGAAGUGAAUCAAGCACACCGUUUUUCCAACCUCCCCCAGUUCAAUCCCCAUUGUUACCAACACCAAAUCAACCACCCCAACAAUUCACUCCAAGAAAAACUUUCAACCCAUUCGAACCGUUGGACGCUGAGAAAGAAAAAGAAAGAGAAGAAGACUCCUUCAAUAAAAGAGAUUUCAAUUACGGCCGAUUUGGAAGCGAUCGAAGUCGUUCGAAAUUCGAAAGAGGGCGUUUCGAUCGGAGGUUUGAAUCUAGAAGGGAUCGUUUUGGCUCAAAGACGCCGCGAAGGAGUUUGGACGAAGAUGAAUUCAAAAAUGUUAGUGUUAAAUCGGAGAAAGUUGAGGAAACUUUUACCUCACCCCUAGAGGCGCUUUAUUCAACACCGAAACCGGUUCUUUCCGCUUCGCAAGCUAAAGCUGCUUUGGACAAGUUUAAAAUCCCCAAGAAAAAACAAGACGAGAAAAAAGUUGAUGAAAUUAAAGAGAAAAAAGAUGAUGAAAGUGAUGAGGAUGAAGAUACACCUUUGAGUCGAAAAAUAAAGAGGAGGUUGAGGAUUAAGAUUGAUGAUGAUAGUGAGGAAAGCGAUGAGGAAAAAAAGAAAGGUGUUGAGGAGGUUAAGAAAUGUGAAGAUGUUGAAACUAAAAUUGAUGAAAAGGUUGUGGUUGAGGAAGAAAAAGUUGAAACUACAACGAGAAGAUUAAGAACUAGAGCGCCUAAAAUUGAAGUGAAGAAAGUUGAGGAAGAGAAAAAAGUUUCGCCUCAAAGAAGAAGUCAAAGAGUGCAAAAGAAAAAUUUGAAAUAUGCAUGUUCCAAAGAGGUUUCUCAAAAAGAAUCAGUGUCAGAAGAAAGUUUGAGUGAAAUUUCUGAAAAAGAGAUUCCUGAAAAUAAGUUGUCUCAAAACAACGAUUCAUUAAAAAUCGAUGAAAAAAAGGAAGUGUUAAAAGAAGAAAAGGUUGAAGAAAACGAAGAAAUUAGCACCGUAAAAGUCGAAGAAAAACCAGAAACUACCCAAAACGACGAAACACUCCCAGAAAAAGAAAAAGUCAAAAACGAACUCCUCGCCGACAUAAAAAAGAACCAUUUAAAAAUGGAAGAAACCGACGUCCUCCAAUUUAUAUUAGAAAACUAUAAAAAAAUCAAAAAGAUUCUUAAAAGCGAUAGCAGCAGCGAAGAUGAGAACGAAUCUAAAAAGAAAAAAGAUAUCAAAAAAAUUGAAACGGAAAAUGUUGAAGAAUCAAAAGACAUUCCAAAAGAAAUCAUCGAAAAAAUCGAACCAAUAGAAGAUGAAAAAAUAACCGAAAAAGAUGAUGAUAUCGAACUAGCGAUUAAUACAAGAUUGGGAAUGAAUACAAGAACCGGUAAACACCACCAAGUUGUUGUCAAAGCUAAAAAGGCAAGACGAAGUGAAUUGGAUAAGCUUCACGAUGAUAUCAAAGAGAUGUUGAUGGGGAAUGAAAUUAUGACGGUCGGUGGGAAAAGGACGUGCACGAUUACGAAAGAUGAUGAGAAGGAGAAACAAGAUGAUCAAGAUGAUGAGGAUGAAGAGGAGGAUGUUGAGAACGUAGAUUAUAUUAAACGUCAAUUUAAAACGUUGGUAAUCCUG
This is a messenger RNA of Onthophagus taurus, 1926 nucleotides long. NCBI's taxonomy places the organism in Eukaryota, Metazoa, Arthropoda, Insecta, Coleoptera, Scarabaeidae. The record is from RefSeq and is a predicted model, not a curated record.